This is a messenger RNA of Ruditapes philippinarum (Manila clam), 578 nucleotides long. RefSeq lists its product as uncharacterized. The transcript has 3 exons. The record is from RefSeq and is a predicted model, not a curated record. Bases 65 to 526 code for a protein of 153 amino acids. Lineage: Eukaryota; Metazoa; Mollusca; Bivalvia; Venerida; Veneridae.
GUUACAUAUGCUAUUAGUUAUAUAAAAGCCGGAACAAAUCAGCCUCGGUCAAAAACAUAGCAAUAUGAUGGAGUGGCGGAAAGAAAGAAACUUGGUUUUCUGCAUUGUGAUUAUUCUUCUAUUGAAGAUAGAACCUUCCAGAUCCAUAGAAUACUACGACCUGAGUUAUAGCUACUUUGACGAGAUAGCUCAAGCAUAUUGUGCCUCAAAAUUUCAAGGUUGGGUAUUUGCAAUUAGAAGACAUUGUUCAACUGCACCAACAUGUAAUGAAAUGUGUGACAAUGCAGCACCUGAGAUUCUAGAAUCUAUCAGUCAUCAAAGAAAGAAAGUUUCUUGUUUCGAUGCGUUUGGCAUUAAAAAAGAUCACCCACGAUUAAAAGCAAACCCUACAUAUGCACAACCCGAUUCUGGAAAAGUUGGGUUAAUUACGUACAGCUAUGGAAGUGGUGGUUGUUCAUGGAAGGCAAAUCAUUGCGGACCUAAUUACUGCUGUUGUAAAGCUUAUGUGUAUAAUAAUGAUGCAUAACUGAACAAAGUGUUUUUUGAAUGUUUAAUUAACGAUUUUUCAUUAUGAAAUA